Eruca vesicaria subsp. sativa (arugula) is the source of this 2315-nucleotide messenger RNA. The record is from the annotation of a GenBank genome assembly. Lineage: Eukaryota; Viridiplantae; Streptophyta; Magnoliopsida; Brassicales; Brassicaceae.
AUGGGUCAUGGUACGAAUAGAGUAGAAGACAUGGCGUCUCCCAACAACGGAAACACUGCACCUGUAACGGCAAACGCGAGAGAAACGAUCGUGGAGAUACAUAGCGUUUGUCUUCCACCGAAGAAAACAACGUUUCAGAAACUGAAGAAGCGUUUUGGUGAUGUUUUCUUCCCUGAUGAUCCGUUAGAGAGGUUUAGGAACCAGACAUGGAGAAACAAAGUGAUUCUUGGCCUUCAAAGCUUGUUUCCUAUAUUCACAUGGGGUUCUCAGUAUGAUCUCAAGCUUCUUAGGUCUGAUGUUGUCUCUGGUCUCACCAUUGCUAGUCUCGCCAUUCCUCAGGGAAUAAGUUAUGCCAAGCUAGCAAACUUACCACCCAUAGUUGGUCUAUAUUCAAGCUUUGUGCCACCACUUAUAUACUCAGUUCUUGGGAGUUCAAAGCAUCUUGCAGUUGGUCCUGUCUCAAUAGCAUCACUUGUUAUGGGCUCAAUGCUAAGUGAAAGUGUUUCUCCCACACAAGACUCAAUUCUAUAUCUCAAGCUGGCUUUCACAUCAACCUUUUUUGCUGGUCUCUUCCAAGCAUCCCUUGGCCUUCUUAGGCUGGGAUUUGUGAUUGACUUUUUGUCAAAAGCAACUUUGAUUGGCUUCACUGCUGGUGCUGCAGUGAUUGUGUCACUUCAACAGCUUAAGGGUCUUCUUGGAAUUGUUCAUUUCACUGGCAAAAUGCAAUUCAUACCUGUCAUGUCUUCUGUUUUCAGCCACAGAUCUGAAUGGUCAUGGGAAACAAUUCUGAUGGGUCUUGGCUUCUUGGCCAUUCUCUUAACCACAAGACACAUUAGCAUGAGGAAGCCAAAACUUUUCUGGAUAUCAGCUGCAUCACCUUUAGUAUCAGUUGUUAUCUCAACUCUUCUUGUAUUCCUCAUCAGAAACAAGACUCAUGCCAUCUCAUUUAUUGGACAUCUCCCAAAGGGUUUGAAUCCACCUUCAUCAAACAUGUUGUACUUUAGUGGCACUCAUCUUGCUCUUGCCAUCAAGACUGGUAUCAUCACAGGGAUUCUCUCUCUUACAGAAGGGAUUGCUGUAGGAAGAACCUUUGCAUCUCUAAAGAAUUAUCAAGUUAAUGGGAACAAAGAGAUGGUGGCUAUAGGUUUUAUGAACAUGGCUGGUUCUUGCACUUCUUGCUAUGUCACAACAGGGUCUUUCUCUAGAUCUGCUGUAAACUACAAUGCUGGAGCCAAAACAGCAGUUUCCAACAUUGUGAUGGCCUCAGCAGUUCUUGUGACCCUUUUGUUUCUGAUGCCACUCUUCUACUACACUCCUAACUUGAUCCUUGCUGCUAUCAUCUUGACCGCGGUGAUAGGCCUCAUUGAUUACCAAGCAGCUUACAAGCUAUGGAAAGUUGACAAAUUCGAUUUCUUCACUUGCAUGUGUUCUUUCUUUGGUGUUCUCCUCGUCUCUGUACCUCUUGGCCUAGCAAUAGCAGUGGGAGUUUCAGUUCUCAAGAUCUUGUUGCAUGUUACAAGGCCAAACACUGUAGAAUUUGGAAAUAUCCAAGGGACUCAGAUAUAUCAGAGUGUUAAAAGAUACAGAGAAGCUUCAAGAAUCCCUGGUUUCUUGAUUCUUGCUGUUGAAUCUCCAAUAUACUUUGCCAAUAGCACUUAUCUACAAGAAAGGAUCUUGAGAUGGACCAGAGAAGAGGAAACUCGGAUAAAAGAAAACAGUGGUAGUACUUUAAAAUGCAUCAUUCUUGACAUGACAGGUAACUACUUCUGUUCUCAUCUGAGCCAUGUUCAUGAGUUUUUAGACUCAUCUUCUUUACUUAUGUUUUUUUUUUUUGGAAUUGUUUUAGCUGUGUCUUCUAUAGACACAAGUGGGAUUGAAGCUGUGUUUGAACUUAGGAGGAGGCUGGAGAAGCAAUCACUUCAGCUUGUGUUGGUGAAUCCUGUGGGGAGUGUAAUGGAGAAGCUACACAAGUCCAAGAUCAUUGAGUCAUUGGGGCUGAGUGGACUUUAUCUAACAGUUGGUGAAGCUGUGGCUGAUCUCUCAUCAACAUGGAAAGCUCAUGGCCAGAUAUGAAAUAAAACAGUCUCUUAUGAAUUUGAGAGAGACUUUGAACUUUCUAAUGGAUGGUUGUUUCUGAAGACAAGACAAGGCAGCCUCUUGAGAAACAAUUUUUGGUGCUAGCUGUUUCGGUUUUAAAUUGUAUGAUAAUAAUAAAUGUAGUUUUCAUCUUUAACAUAUCUAUAUGAGAAUCAUAAUUUAGACAUGAUACAAAGCCUUACUCUAUAUUUCCUAUAAUCAUUGAUGAAUCUCUAGUC